GCGAGACACAGGAAACAGAAAUACUGCAAAAUAAUAAUAACACGAUUAAACAAGACGAAAUAACGUUAUAACAUUUCUUCUCGUUUUUUAUCGUCAACGAUAUUGCAUUAUACAUUUUCGUUGCGUCUCAUCUCGUUUUUGUCACGCGAUAAAGGUUCGUUGACGACGAUAUUUAGUCAUAAUUUUCGUUGACGAAAGCAACACUACUGGAAAGACGUGCCCUGGUGCAAGCCUCAUCAGCUGUUCUGAGCCCCAAGCAGGUUAGAGCCAUUGGGGCUCAGUGUAGAGGAGGGCGCAUCUCCCCUCCACUAGUACUGUCGGUUCCUGGGCUUCUCCCUCUGCUAUUAGUGUGGGUGUAAUCUCUCUCACCCCGGACCCUGAUCCAGACCCGGACCUUCCUGUCCCUGAGCCCUUGCCCUACUCGGCUACCCAUUGCCAUCUGUCCUGGCAGAAGCCCAAGCAAUCCACCAGGAAUUAAAGGCACAGAUGGUGUCUCCCCUCUUGGCUCUUCACCCACAGACCCUAGAGUCGCACCCAGUCUCCCUGGGCAGGGGCUGCAGGCACAGAAGGCAUCCUCCGUCCCAGCCCAACAGCCAGCUGCAACAGCCUUCUCCUUCUCACCCGGACCCCCAGCUGCAGCAGCCUUCUCUGUCUCACCUGGACCCCCAGCUGCAGCAGCCUUCUCCGUCUUACCCGGGCCCCCAGCUACAGCAGGCUUCUCCAUUUCAUUCAGACCCCCAGCUGCAGCAGUUCUCCCCAUCUCCACCGGUCCUUCAGCUGCAGCCUCAGCCAGGGCCCCAGCCUGACUCCCAGAUUCAGCAUGCCGAGCAGCAGCAGCAGCAGUCUCCAUCUGGUCCCGAGCAGCAACCUCAGAAUCAGCGCGACCUCCCGCUGCAGCAGCCCUUGUCUCAACCCGACCUCCAGCUGCCGCAGCCAUUGUCUCACCCGGGCCUCCAGCUGUCACAGCCCUCAUCUCAGCAAGACCUCCAGCUGCCACAGCCCUCUUCUUUGCUAAACCUCCAGCUGCAGCAGCCUCCUCCUGAACCCAAGUUGCUGUCACCUCCAGCACUGAAUUACAUCUUGAACACAGUUUUAAAAGGCGUUUUGGAUUAAUAGCAAUUUAAUCACAGCACAUGGCAGAUAUACUGUAAAGUAAAUGCAGUUACAGUAGGCAUUCACAUCUGUAACUUUGCAGCAAAGGCAAAUCUCAAGUCAAAUAUUUUGGGGGGCAACUGGGUAGGUGGAAUCAUAUCACCGAACAUAUUUGGUGCUCUAUUUCUAUAUGGACCUGCAAAAUGCCCACAUAUUGUUACGUCCACGGAUCAGGCUGUCCCUGGCACCUUGGCAGCAGACACCGGGGCUGCUGGCGACUCCACCCCUGCUCACGUAGGAGCACGCCCCGGUGGCGAGGCAUACCUGCGCUCAAUUAGCAGAAUCGUACUUAAGCACAGCGCUGGUGUGUUCUCAUCACCAGAUGAUCUCUCAUUCUUCUACCGACGACUUCGCAUAUUACACGUCCUGGAUCCUGAUGACCACUGGUAUCGAACUACCCUGGUAAAUUCUUGUCAUCCACUGUGUCGACCUGAGUGAGAUUAUUUUGUCUUGUUUAUGUUUUUCUGAAAUGAUCACCGUGGAGUACUUUUAAGUUUUUCUGAACUGAUUACCGCGGAGUACUUUAUGUUUUUCUGAACUGAUUACAGAGGAGUACUGCUCCAGCUGUGUCAGCUGUGAGUGAUCAGCUGUGGAUGGCGCAUAUGAACUGACAUGGACUACUGUUAGGUAAUUUUAGUCAGAUAGAUAUUGGAUAGAUACUUUAUGUAUUAGAAAUGUUUAGUGGAGAUAGGAUG
This is a messenger RNA of Monopterus albus (swamp eel), 1847 nucleotides long. RefSeq names its product altered inheritance of mitochondria protein 3-like. Bases 487 to 1113 code for a protein of 208 amino acids. NCBI's taxonomy places the organism in Eukaryota, Metazoa, Chordata, Actinopteri, Synbranchiformes, Synbranchidae. The record is from RefSeq and is a predicted model, not a curated record. The transcript is spliced from 2 exons.